GGGAAGUGACAGGGUCCCAAGGGUGGGGGGGAUGUCCCCCUCCUCACUGCCACCUCCCCCCGACACACACCCCCCCACAGCAAGGCGGAGGCAGAGGCCAUGGAGAAGGAGCUGCUGGAGGAUUAUCGGUUCGGGCGGCAGCAGCUGAUCGAGAUCUGGGGACACGCCUGUGCCGUGGCCAUCACCAAGGCCUUCCCGCUGCCGUCGCUGCCCCGGAAGCAGCCCACGGUGCUGGUGGUGUGUGGCCCAGCACAGAACGGGGCCAUCGGGCUGGUGUGCGCCCGGCACCUGCGCAUCUUUGACUACGAGCCCACCAUCUUCUACCCCAAACGCUCCCCGGACCCCCUCUACAGGGAUUUCACGACGCAGUGUGAGAAGAUGGACAUCCCCUUCCUCGCCUUCCCGCUGCCGUCGCUGCCCCGGAAGCAGCCCACGGUGCUGGUGGUGUGUGGCCCAGCACAGAACGGGGCCAUCGGGCUGGUGUGCGCCCGGCACCUGCGCAUCUUUGACUACGAGCCCACCAUCUUCUACCCCAAACGCUCCCCGGACCCCCUCUACAGGGAUUUCACGACGCAGUUUUUUGCCCUCUCAGGGUGGGACGCGGAGGCUGGGGGCAGCGGUGGGAUCAGCCCCGACGUCCUGGUGUCCCUCUCUGCCCCCAAGGAGUGCGCCCGACGCUUCCUGGGCCGCCAGCACUUCGUGGCCGGGCGCUUCCUCCCCUACGACGUGCAGAAGAAGUUUGAGCUCAACCCCCCCGAGUACCCCGGCACCGAGUGCGUGGUGGCCCUGCGAGCCCCCCAGCAAUAAAGCACGUGGU
Messenger RNA from Calidris pugnax (ruff), 817 nucleotides. RefSeq names its product YjeF N-terminal domain containing 3 (gene YJEFN3). The transcript is spliced from 6 exons. Bases 100 to 807 code for a protein of 235 amino acids. NCBI's taxonomy places the organism in Eukaryota, Metazoa, Chordata, Aves, Charadriiformes, Scolopacidae. Gene Ontology annotation, molecular function: NAD(P)HX epimerase activity. Gene Ontology annotation, cellular component: mitochondrion. The record is from RefSeq and is a predicted model, not a curated record.